Humulus lupulus (European hop) is the source of this 2206-nucleotide messenger RNA. Its product is annotated as FRIGIDA-like protein 3. The coding region runs from base 348 to 1988 and encodes 546 amino acids. The record is from RefSeq and is a predicted model, not a curated record. The transcript has 6 exons. NCBI's taxonomy places the organism in Eukaryota, Viridiplantae, Streptophyta, Magnoliopsida, Rosales, Cannabaceae.
AAACAUCCUCUCUCGCUUGUCUCAACUUUCCUCUUUUCUCUCUUUGUCUUUGUGCGUCUAUGUAGGGAUUUGCAGAGUAGCAGCCACUCAUCUCAAGUUUCGACCUAAUGGAUUGAUUGAUUCAUCGUUUCUACCCCAAAAUUAUCUAUCCUUACACCUACCUGAAUCAUCUAAUCAGGCGAUCUCAUAGUUGGAUAUCUUAUUCGUUGAAUUUGAGCUUGUUAUUAUCACUGAUGGAAGAUGAUCAACAAAAAUUACAUGUGGGAAGUAUUGCAAGAAUAUAUGUAGAGUGAAGUAAGAACGCAAACCAAAAUUUAUGAAAACAUCAUCCCUGGCGAUUCUCUGUCAUGGAUAAUACUCACUCAGUUGCUACGCUGAUAGACUCUACGACCUCGAAGAUACAACAGCUUCAGAAAGCAUUUGCUGAACUUGAAAGCCACAGGGCUGUAACCCUUAAUUUAAAAUGGAAAGAACUUGAAGAACAUUUUCACGGGCUUGAAAAGUCUUUAAAGAGGCGUUUUCAUGAGUUGGAAGACCAAGAAAAGGAGUUUGAGAACAAAACAAUGAAAGCCCGAGAUUUGCUGGUGAAGAAGGAAGGAGAUAUAGUGGCCAAGGAACAAGCUUCAUUGGACAAGCUUCAAGAGAAGAGGGAUGCUGCUGUAUUUGCUAUUGCUAAUGUUCGAGAUAAGCACAGGAAGGUUUCAUCUGAUGAUCCAGCUGUUGUGACUACUGAGGGUCAAAAAGCACAGCCAAGCAUGGACGAGACACCACAAGAUGUUACAAUUUCUGAUGGUAGCUUGGAGGGAAUGAAAAGUCUUGAAAAUGAGCAUGCAGGUGUGAAGUCUUAUCCCCAGUUAGUGAAACUAUGUAAAGAGAUGGACUCAGAAGGGCUUCACAAAUUUAUAUCAGACAACAGAAAAAAUCUUGCUGCCAUAAGGGAGGAAAUUCCAUUUGCAUUAAGAGCUGCAAUCAAUCCUGCAUCUUUUGUGUUAGAGUCUUUGGAAGACUUUUAUCGUGUGGAAGCUCCCAAUAUGGAUGGAAAGAAGGAUUCAAAUCUCUUGGGUCUUCGCCGCACAUGUAUCAUGUUGAUGGAAUGUCUGAGCACUUUGUUAACAAGCCUAGAUUUGGUCUCUGCUUCUGAGGUAAUCACAGAAGAGGUUAAGGAGCAAGCAAAAGAAAUUGCUGAAGAAUGGAAGCCAAAGUUGGAUGAUCUUGAUCUGGAUGCUAGCAAUGGGAACUCGUUAGAAGCUCAUGCAUUUCUGCAACUUCUGGCAACUUUUAAUAUUGCCUCUGAUUUUGAUGAGGAAGAAUUGUCCAGGCUAGUACCAAUGGUUUCUCGUCGUCGACAAACAGCUGAUCUGUGUCGUUCCCUUGGACUGUCCGAGAAAAUGCCAGGUGUAAUUGAAGUACUGGUUAAUAGUGGAAGACAAAUUGAUGCUGUCAACUUGGCUUUUGCUUUUGAACUGACAGAGCAGUUCUCUCCUGUGGCUUUACUGAAAUCUUACUUGAAGGAGGCAAGAAAAGCUGUUUCACCAUCCAAACCAGGGAAUACAUCUCCCACUGUUCAGAAUGAGGUGAAUGAGCGAGAGUUGACUGCUCUUAAGGCUGUGGUGAAGUGCAUUGAAGAGCAUAAACUCGAGGAGCAGUACCCUGUGGAUCCACUGCAGAAAAGGGUUAUCCAGCUGGAGAAGGCCAAGGCAGACAAGAAAAGGGUGACUGAAGCAGCAAAGCCUCAACCAAAGAGACCUCGGGCUAACGGCGUUGGGGUUGGGCCUCGUGUUACUAACAUUCCUGCUGAAAAGACUUUCUAUCCUAGAGUUGCCGAAAACAGGUAUCCGCAGUACAUGUAUGAACGACCCUAUGUCUACCCCGGACCAAAUGACAACCAUUGUCCUUCUCUGCUCGGUUCUGCAACUUACAGUCUCUCCCCAGGACAUGGCAACUACUUUGCAAAUGGCUACCAGUACCAGACCGCAUAUCUUCACUAGUUAGAAAAAAUGGCCAAAAGGUGACUGAUCCUCAUGUUAACGGUUAGUCUUAACCCUGCAGAACGUUGAUGUUCCAAUGUACGAAUGAACUUAGUACCUAAAAAAAAUGACCCAGAAAAACGAGAAAAAAAAAAAAAAAAACUUGUUAAUUUGUUAGUUGAUGUACCAGAUGAUAUUUUGAUCCUCUAAUAUAUGCACUAUUGUUUUUCUUUUUUGUA